GUAAAUCGGAAUCCUAGACUUCAUCAGAAAAUUAUAGAAAGCUUUUUAGUGCUGAAAUCACACAUGCAGUUUUUUUGCCAAAGCCAGAAGUGGAUUCAGAAUGAAUGGCUUAUAUCUCUGCUUCCAGAUGGAUCCUCUUUCAGCCUCAUAGGUAUGUCAUACGUUUCUAUUCUUUAUGGUUUGAAAAAAAAAAAAAACAUAUUCCAAUUUUUUAUCUUCACAGAAAAUCCCAGCAAGAAUUCCAAGGAAAAGUUCAUGUUGUCAUUAAAUUAUAAAGCUGAAGAUGAAGACAUCAUGCAGUACUUUGCAAGGGAAAACCUCAUUACCGUUAAUGUAAAUCCAGGACUUUACAGUGCAGAUCUAUCAUAUAAUCCCCUUAAUCAUGAGGAACCUUCUCCUGACCAAUCACACAAUAUUACCACACAUACAAAUCUGAAAGGGGGUGAAAGAUUUCAUUGUGGUAAAGAGUUCACAAAAAGCUCAGGUUUUCCUACACAAAAAAGAAUUCAAGCAGGAGAGAAAGCAUAUCAAUGUUCAGUAUGUGGGGAAUGUUUUACAGAUAAAUCAGAUCUGGUUACACAUGAGAGAAGUCACACAGAAGAGAAGCCAUAUUCAUAUUUAGAAUGUUGGAAAUGUACAAAUAAAUCAAAUCUUGAUACACAUGAGAGAAGUCACACAGGAGACAAACGGUAUUCAUGUUCAGAAUGUGGGAAAUGUUUUACAGUUAAAUCAAAUCUCGUUAUACAUGAGAGAAUUCACACAGGAGAGAAGCCAUAUUCAUGUUCAGAAUGUGGGAAAUGCUUUACACAAAAAUCAGAACUUGUUACACAUGAGAGACGACACACGGGAGAAAAGCCAUAUUCUUGUUCAGAAUGUGGGAAAUGCUUUUCAGAUAAAUCAAAUCUCGUUAGGCAUGGGAGAAGUCACACAGGAGAAAAGCCAUAUUCAUGUUUAGAAUGUGGGAAAUGUUUUACACAAAAAUCAAGUCUUGUUAUACAUGAGAGAAUUCACACAGAAGAGAAACCAUAUUCAUGUUCAGAAUGUGGAAAAUGUUUUGCACGUAAAUGUAAUCUUAUUACACAUGAGAGAUGUCACACAGGAGAGAAGCCAUAUUCAUGUUCAGAAUGUGGGAAAUGUUUUACAUAUAAAUCACAACUUGAUACACAUAAGAGAGGUCACACAAGUGAGAAGCCUUAUUCAUGUUCAGAAUGUGGGAAAUGUUUCAUACUCAAAUCAAGUCUUGUUAAACAUGAGAGAAUUCACACAGGAGAGAAAUCGCAUUCAUGUUCAGAAUGUGGAAAAUGUUUUACACAUAAAUCUAAUCUUAUUACACAUGAGAGACAACACACAGGAGAAAAGCCAUAUUCAUGUUCAGAAUGUGGCAAAUGUUUUACACAGAAAUCAAAUCUUGUUAGGCAUGAGAGAAGUCACAGAGCAGAGAAGCCAUAUUCAUUUUGAGAAUGUGGGAAGAGUUUUAUACAAAAAUUAGAUCGUAGUAGACAUCAGAUAAUUCAUAUGUAAAACCAUUUUUACAUAUUUUUGCAUAUCGGGUUAAUCAUUGACUUUAAAGGGUCUAUAAGAAGAGUUAUUUUUGGGUGUAACUACCCCAGAUCUCCUAGAUAACCGAAUUAUAUUUCCUUGAGGUCACUGUGACCAGGUCCAUGGAUUAAAAUAUUGGGGAUAUAGGGAAGAGAAGAAGAGCCUUGUUUACUUCCAGAGCAGUGAGGAUAAAUUGUCCCCAUGAACCU
This is a messenger RNA of Bufo bufo (common toad), 1748 nucleotides long. RefSeq names its product zinc finger protein OZF-like. Gene Ontology annotation, biological process: central nervous system development; regulation of transcription by RNA polymerase II. The coding region runs from base 64 to 1458 and encodes 464 amino acids. Gene Ontology annotation, cellular component: nucleus. NCBI's taxonomy places the organism in Eukaryota, Metazoa, Chordata, Amphibia, Anura, Bufonidae. The transcript has a single exon. Gene Ontology annotation, molecular function: RNA polymerase II cis-regulatory region sequence-specific DNA binding; DNA-binding transcription factor activity, RNA polymerase II-specific. The record is from RefSeq and is a predicted model, not a curated record.